AAAAUCAAACUACACAUUAGUCAACACGUAAUUCUCAAAAGGUGCACGGUGAUUGGUUAUAUGAGGAAUGGCCCUUUUUGGCCUCUCCUUGUCCAAAACGACACCUUUGAUAACCAAUCUUCCUCAUCAGCCAUCGGAAAAUGUCCAACGCGCCUCUACAUUUCUCAUGCCUAUAACAGAUCUCACUCUUAGGCGAAUCUCGACCGUCAAUUUGAUCCGAUUCAAUCACCCUAAAUCUCUAUCUGGCCCUAAUUUCGCUGCACUUAAAACCCCGAUGGCCGAUAAAGAAAAUAACAAAAGCACCAUAGAGUCAACGAUGGAUAACAAGAGCACCGUAGAGUCAACAACGAAUAACAAAACGGAAACGGAGAAGAAUCAGGAGAAAUCAACGGUUGCGAUUCCACCACCGCCGGAAAAGCCGUUGCCAGGGGAUUGUUGUGGGAGUGGAUGUGUUAGAUGCGUGUGGGACAUGUAUUAUGAAGAACUUGAGGAAUACAAUCAGCUUUACAAGAGUAAUCCAGAUGUUAAGCUUUCUUAGAUUUGUUUGGGGAAUAUAUAUUCAUCUCGGUUCAUAUGAAUUGUUGUUUGCUGUAUUCAUUAAAUUGUUUAUUUACAAGCAGGGGAGAUGUUGUAGACGAAGUGAGAACUUUGUAAACUUCACCUUUGUACUCUUGACCAAGUUGUUCUUUUUCUA
Lycium barbarum (goji berry) is the source of this 694-nucleotide messenger RNA. RefSeq lists its product as uncharacterized. The coding region runs from base 68 to 538 and encodes 156 amino acids. The record is from RefSeq and is a predicted model, not a curated record. The transcript has a single exon. NCBI's taxonomy places the organism in Eukaryota, Viridiplantae, Streptophyta, Magnoliopsida, Solanales, Solanaceae.